Molecule: messenger RNA, 1423 nt
Organism: Chelonus insularis
Lineage: Eukaryota; Metazoa; Arthropoda; Insecta; Hymenoptera; Braconidae
Gene: MKP-4
Product: MAPK Phosphatase 4
Exons: 4
Coding region: 151-1185 (344 amino acids)
Biological process (GO): protein dephosphorylation
Cellular component (GO): nucleus
Molecular function (GO): protein tyrosine/serine/threonine phosphatase activity
Source: RefSeq, a predicted model, not a curated record
AAAUAAAAGUCAAGUUUGAGAUGCUGUUAUAUAUUAAUUCACAUUUUAUCUUGUUAAUCAAAGUUGUGUAAAUUAAGAAGACAAAUCAAGAAAACGUAUUGAUUAUUGAUUGCUGCAGAAUAUGAGAAGCUAAAAAUUACAACUUUUGAAAUGGCUGAAGAUAGUAGUAAUGAUCUAUGUAGAGAAGACUUUGAUGCUGGACCAUCAAGUUAUGAUGAAAUAGAACCAAAUUUAUAUCUGGGUAAUCUUACAGCUGCUACAGAUAUAAAAUGGUUAAAAGAAACUAAAAUUACACAUAUACUUACUGUUGAUUCGUGUCCAUUGCCAAGAAAAGUUCAAAUUCUUCCCAAUGUUAAUUUAAAAUUUAUUCAAAUCACAGAUAUGCCUCGUGAAGAUUUUUUAAUUCACUUUGAAGACUCUUAUCAAUUUAUUAACUAUGCUCUUCAAGAUGGUGGGAAAGUUUUAGUCCACUGCUAUUUUGGAGUUUCAAGAUCUGCAACUCUGGUUAUUGCUUAUAUAAUGAAAAAACAUGAGAUGAAUUAUGAUGAUGCGUUUGAGUUUGUUAAAGCUAAAAGACGAUUUGUUGGACCAAAUCCUGGAUUUAUAGCACAAUUAAAGUUAUAUGAGACUAUGGGUUGGACAAUCAAUACUCAAGAUGUUCAAUUUAAAUUAUAUCGUCUUCAAAUAGCCGCUGAUAAAGUUCGUAAAGCCAAAAUUCUUCCUUCAAGUUUUGCUGAUUUAAUUAAACCAGAUCCCUCUUUGGCGACUGUCCGUCCAGAGCCUACUGUUUAUCGAUGUAAAAAAUGUAGAAGAAUCGUAGCUAGUGCAAGUAAUUUACUCCCACAUUCUCCUCAAGAGAAGCAAGUUUGGAGAUAUGUUAGUGUAAGAAAACAAGAGAUGAGAUCAAAGCAAAUGAAGGCUUUAGAAGAGGUUGAAAAAGCUAAGAAAGAGGACAAGUCCACUGAGAUUUGUACUAAAACCUAUUUUAUAGAACCUUUAGCUUGGAUGCCAGAUAUUAUGCAUAACGUGGAAGGAAAGCUUAAUUGUCCUAAAUGUGAAACAAAAUUAGGAUCUUAUAGUUGGGUUUCUGGAUGCCAGUGUCCUUGUGGUACAAAAAUUGCACCUGCUUUUUAUUUGAUCCCAUCCAAAGUCGACUGGAGUAAUGCUGUACAAAAUGUUGUGUAACUAAAAUUAACCCUAAUCUUCCACACACGGGUCAUUGAAUUUGGCAUGAAAAAUUGGCGGUCGGAGAAAUACUUAUAGGAUUACGUAACUUUAAAGAUUAGUAUCAUCCGUUAAAAUCACUUGAAGCGUUAUUGACACAAAGAGUAACCCAUGUGUGGGGGAUUUAGUGUGUUGAAAAAUAAUGUAGAGGACUAGGGUGAAUAGAAAUGCAUGUAAAAUUACUACUGCACACUCACAC